Messenger RNA from Nasonia vitripennis (jewel wasp), 1266 nucleotides. RefSeq lists its product as uncharacterized. Lineage: Eukaryota; Metazoa; Arthropoda; Insecta; Hymenoptera; Pteromalidae. The transcript is spliced from 8 exons. The record is from RefSeq and is a predicted model, not a curated record. The coding region runs from base 181 to 1149 and encodes 322 amino acids.
AAACUGCUCGUCCUGCAGAUGACGCCACUGCUCGGAUUGCACCCGUUAUUGUUGUAUGUUUAAAUUUCUUUGAAUAGCAACGUCGGAACGUCAACUUCUUCAACACAAUCAACCGCGUGAAUAAGUAGUUUUUUAUAUCAGUGCUUCGCAAGUGUUUGCAGCCGAAAGUAUAAGUGCAACAUGUCGUUCGACAUUGCCGUCAAAUGUAUUGAUAGACCGAUUGAACCAGCUUUAACUAAUUUUAAAAUGGGCAAAGAGGACGGUGUUGUACGUGAAUUGUACGAUACUUUGGAGAAACUACACUACCCAGAAGUAGCACAAAUACCUUAUGAAAAGUUUGAAACUACUAUUCUGACUGGAACUAAAAGGAUUGAUUUGCUUCAUUGGCUGUUACUAGAAAGUCCAGGGUUCAAUGCUGCAUCAUUAAAUAAAUUCAAGGAUAACUUGACUAUCGAUGAAAAACUUGUUAGGUGUUAUUCUCAUAUUGGGCUGAGCAGCGAUGAAAAUAUUUUGCUUGGAAAAUGCCCAAUUGACAAACAAUUGAAAUUUUUAUCUCUAUUAAUAAUAUUCAUUAAAUCUAUUCAUUUGUCUGGAGGUGCGUCACAAAAAACGGAUAAAGAUGCUAAAAAUGACUCGUUGAAAUCAGACAUUAGUAACUCCGAUUUAAAUAUAAAAAGUAGCAUUGAUAAUGAGAAUAAGACUGAAACUAUUUCCAACUGUAAGGCAGAAUCUUUUGAUAUCUCACAGUGCCUAUCAAAUGAAAAACUUACUGAUAAAAUUAGUACAGAAGGAUUAAAGUGGAAUGUUAAGGAAAGCAUAGAAAACUUGAAGAAAAUGAAGACUGAGCAUUUUGAUUCAAUCAUGCAAAAAUUCAAUUCCUCUUUUGAAGAAGUUAUUGCUCUGCCAACUGAUGAUUCACAUCAAGAUAUUUUUGAAUCCUGCAAUAAUAUAUCUACUGGCUUACAACAAAUACAUUCAGCAUUUACUUCUGUAGAUAAGACUUUGGCUAGUGAGGCUAAAAUCAAGAAUCAACCGAUACCAGAAAUGUUUACAUCAAAAAUCAAACCUUUAACUCAAGCAAUCAAAGCUAAUCUUGUUUUAAUAGAACAAGUACAUAAUAUGUAUAAUGAAACUGAAAUAGAUAGUUAACAAAAGUAUUAAUCAAAUUUAAAGAAAAAUUGUAAAUAUAAAUUAUUUUUGCUCAAACUUUUGUACACAUUUUUUACUUGAGAAAAGAAAUAAAAGGAUACAGGUUCAAUUAACCAA